UUAUGCUUAUCUUUACACAGACGAUUAACUACAUUUUAAAACAUCACAAAAGAAAACCCGAAAAAUUAAUCUCAGCUAAGAAGAUUAAAUCGUAUCUCUCUCACUCAAUCUCUCUCUUUCUCUCUCCCUCCAUGGAAGCUCAACACCUUCAUGCCAAGCCUCAUGCUGAAGAGGAAUGGUCCACAGGCUUCUGUGACUGCUUUUCCGACUGCUCCAACUGUUGUAUCACGUUCUGGUGUCCAUGUAUUACAUUCGGCCAAGUAGCUGAGAUUGUAGAUCAAGGAUCCACCUCGUGUGGUACGGCUGGGGCACUAUACGCGUUGAUAACCGCAGUAAUCGGUUGUGGAUGUAUCUACUCGUGCUUCUAUCGUAAACAUUUCUGCUGUGAGCUCUGUGCUUUGACUCAACAAUACCGUGAACUCAAGCACCGUGGUUUCGAUAUGAGUCUUCGAUGGGCCGGUAACGUGGAGAGACAGAACCAAGGAGCUGUGGCAAUGGGUGCUCCGGUCUUCCAAGGCGGCAUGAACCGUUGAAGUUUUAUUUCUUUUAUGUUAUUCAUUAUGUACUAAAAUAAACGAUGUUUGAUAUUAAUCCUCUAUUUGUGUUGUCUGAUAUGCUUGUUGUGAAAGUUUGAACAUGAGUAUUUUUUUCAA
This is a messenger RNA of Camelina sativa (false flax), 653 nucleotides long. RefSeq names its product protein PLANT CADMIUM RESISTANCE 2-like. NCBI's taxonomy places the organism in Eukaryota, Viridiplantae, Streptophyta, Magnoliopsida, Brassicales, Brassicaceae. The record is from RefSeq and is a predicted model, not a curated record.